AUGUCCAGAGCCGUCGGAUGCACAUGGGCCUACACCCAACAGCUUCAGACACAGUUGUAUUCCUACACUUUUUUGUAUAAAAAGAGACUGAUUAAACUUCUUAUUGAUGCACAGCUUCUGUUGCUUGUGUAUUGGGAUCCUGAACUUGUGCGUAGAAUCGGCAGUGCAACUGCUCUUGAAGUCAGGGCUACUGGAAUCCCCUCUGUCUUUGCUCCUUGUGUUGCAGUUUGCAGAGAUCCUAGAUGGGGUAGGUGCUAUGAGAGCUGCAGUGAGGAUCCCAAAAUUCUCCAAGAAAUGACGGAUAUCAUAUUCGGGUUACAAGGCAAAAUACCAAAUAGUUCUCUCAGGGGAGUACCAUAUGUUGAAGUAAGGAACAAGGUUGCAGCUUGUGCAAAGCAUUUUGGGGGAGAUGGUGGGACAACCAAGGGUAUUAAUGAAAACAUGCUGAUCGACAGAAACUGUUUGCUAAGCAUUCACUUGCCUGCCUAUAUUGACUCGAUCUCUAAAGGUGUAUCAACGAUCAUGGUUUCCUACUCUAGCUGGAAUGGCAGAAAGAUGCAUGCCAACCACGAUCUAAUUACUGGAUAUCUCAAGGGCACACUCAAGUUUAAGGGUUUUGUUAUCUCUGAUUGGGAAGGCAUCGACAGGCUUACCACUCCAUGGCAUUCAAACUACGCCAAGUCUAUCCAGGCUGCUAUUUUAGCUGGCAUCAAUAUGGUCAUGGUUCCAAUUAAGUACAAGGAGUUCAUUGAUGAUCUAACGUGCCUCGUGAAGCAAAAGUUUAUCCCAAUGGAUCGUAUUGACGCUGCUGUAAGCAGAAUUUUGCUAGUGCAAUUCACAAUGGGUAUCUUUGAGAACCCUCUUGCUGAUCUUAGCCUAAUUGACGAAGUUGGAAGCAAGGCACAUAGAAACUUGGCGAGGGAAGCUGUUAGGAAGUCGCUUGCGCUUUUGAAGAAUGGAAAAAACGUAAAUAGUACCAUAUUACCGCUUCCUAAGAAGACACGAAAAAUUCUUGUUGCAGGUACCCAUGCUGAUAAUUUGGGUUAUCAAUGUGGUGGGUGGACGAUCGCUUGGCAAGGAUUUAGUGGGAAUAACUACACAACUGGAACCACCAUCCUUGAUGCCAUAAUAUCCGCAGUCGACCCAAGCAUGGAAAUCGUCCACCUUGAGAGCCCAGAUGUCAAUGAUCUCGAGUCCAACAACUUCAGCUACGCUAUUGUUGUUGUCGGUGAGGUCCCAUAUGCCGAGACAUCAGGGGACAGCCUAACUCUCACCAUAUCAGAUCCCGGCCCAACCGUCAUUCGCAAUGACUGUGAGGCUAUGAAAUGUGGUGUCGUCAUGGUAUCCGGUCGACCACUUGUGAUUGAACCGUAUCGUACCUCAAUUGAUGCGCUGGUGGCUGCCUGGUUACCGAGCACUAAAGGCCAAGGCUUGACAGAUGUAUAA
Rhododendron vialii is the source of this 1446-nucleotide messenger RNA. RefSeq lists its product as uncharacterized. Lineage: Eukaryota; Viridiplantae; Streptophyta; Magnoliopsida; Ericales; Ericaceae. Bases 1 to 1446 code for a protein of 481 amino acids. The record is from RefSeq and is a predicted model, not a curated record. Gene Ontology annotation, molecular function: beta-glucosidase activity. The transcript has 8 exons. Gene Ontology annotation, biological process: glucan catabolic process.